This is a messenger RNA of Paramecium octaurelia, 1130 nucleotides long. The record is from the annotation of a GenBank genome assembly. NCBI's taxonomy places the organism in Eukaryota, Ciliophora, Oligohymenophorea, Peniculida, Parameciidae.
UUAAAGAUGAUUCUUGCAUUAAUUCUUCUGAUAUGUGCAUUUGAUUCGGUCUUGGCCCAGAGAACCUACUGCCAAUUGCCAGAUCCAAUUUUUAAUGAUGGCGUAAAAAAUUCAACUUGGGGUGAUACAGAUCCUUCUGAUUGGAAUUAUUUGAACUCUAAUGAUUGGAAAUGUACUUUAUUUGCGUUAAGAGUGUAGCCAAGGUUGUUACAUGUGGUGCUAGCUUUUAAUCUCCCAUAAACAUAAUAACGACAGCAGCCACAAAAGAAAGUACGUUCCCAGCAAUUAAUUAUAUAUUGAAGUCUUCAACCAAAAAUUACUUUGAGGCUCAGCGUAUAUCUCUUAAAAUAAUAUUUCAGGGGAUUAUACCAAAGAAUUAGAGGGAGAGUACGAUUUCAUCACUGCAUAUGAUUUAUCCAAUUCACAAUACAAAUACUACGCUAGGCAGUUCCAUAUUCACACACCUUCUGAACAUUAAGUAGAUGGGAAAAACUUUGAUUUAGAAGUUCAUUUCGUGCAUCAAGUACACUUUUCAAUUUAUCAGGCUGUUGAAGAUGGUGAAUAGAGUUGUAAUGACAUUAGAAACAAACUGACUGUCUUUGGACUGCUCUUCCAACAGUCCAACACUGCAAGCGAUUAUGAAGUAUUCAAGCCAUGGUUUGAUGACACCGUGAAUAGAGUUACAUCCUUUGAUAUGAAGUAAUCACUCCCUAUAACAAAGUGACUUCUUCCAAAAAAUGACUGACAAAACCUAUUAUCACUACACAGGCAGUCUCACGACUAUGUAUAUUCUCAGAAACUAACAAUAGACCUUGCUCUUAAACAGUUAACUGGUAUGUUUUUACAUCCCCCUUGCCUAUCUCUAAAUCGCAAUUCAAACAAUUCCAAGAUUUCCUUGACAAUGAUGAUUUCUUCCCUAAUAAAGCCAACAAUCGUCCCGUCCAAAAUCUUAAUGGACGUACCUUAUACAAAGGAGUAAAUUUAUUCGACUAAGUCCUAGACGGCCUCUUUCAAUGGAGUGACAUCCCUUCCUGUUAUUGAAGCCUCUUGGAGCUCCAUCAUCCAGAUGGCUUUGCUAUUAUUAGUCUAAUUGAUGAUAACGAUAUGACAUAAAAUUCUAUAGAUGAUCU